AUGACGUCGGACGACCCCAAGGUGGUGGCCUAUGAGGUCGAGUCACUUCGAAAACUCGCAUUCUUCGGAAUUGCGAUCUCAACAGUGGCAACUCUGACGGCCAUCAUCGCCGUGCCCAUGCUGUACAACUACAUGCAACAUGUGCAGUCGUCCCUUCAAACCGAGGUUGACUUCUGCCGACACCGCACCGAUGGCCUUUGGGAUGAGUAUGGCCGAAUGACGUCGGACGACCCCAAGGUGGUGGCCUAUGAGGUCGAGUCACUCCGAAAACUCGCAUUCUUCGGAAUUGCGAUCUCAACAGUGGCAACUCUGACGGCCAUCAUCGCCGUGCCCAUGCUGUACAACUACAUGCAACAUGUGCAGUCGUCCCUUCAAACCGAGGUUGACUUCUGCCGACACCGCACCGAUGGCCUUUGGGAUGAGUAUGGCCGAGUAAGUUCCAGCAAAUUUACUCUUAAUCUUCGAAGCCAAAAACUUGGAAAGAGUUUUAAGUCCUUCCUUUUCGCAUUUCAAACAACUAAGAUCAACAAACAGCUAACUCCCAUGUUCCCACGUUCCGAAUAUCUCAAUGAUGUUUCCGGUUUUCGUAUGAGGUUCGAGCAUCUGAAGGGAGUGAACGGACGUAUCAAGCGAGCAGUUGUUCACCGUGGAAACGGCGUUACUGGACGCGCCACACACCGCCGAGCUGUCGCUCAUGGCGCUUCCAGCUAUGAUGGCGGCUACGGCGCCAGCGGCUACGAGGCCGGA
Strongylus vulgaris is the source of this 747-nucleotide messenger RNA. The record is from the annotation of a GenBank genome assembly. Lineage: Eukaryota; Metazoa; Nematoda; Chromadorea; Rhabditida; Strongylidae.